Molecule: messenger RNA, 1854 nt
Organism: Melitaea cinxia (Glanville fritillary)
Lineage: Eukaryota; Metazoa; Arthropoda; Insecta; Lepidoptera; Nymphalidae
Product: nucleoredoxin-like
Exons: 6
Coding region: 400-1818 (472 amino acids)
Source: RefSeq, a predicted model, not a curated record
GUUCUAUGUCGGAGGGUUCCCUCAUUUUCCCUCCACCUCCAGUUCGUCUUUGUUUACGAGGGCGUUCGGCCGUUGCUCCGCGUGCGUGUGCCGCACGCUUCUCGAAUUCAAAAAUAAAACUUAUUCAAGUCGUACGUGUAUCCUGUUCCUUUAAACAAAAUACCGUGUUACUAAAAAAAUCGAUGAUUCAUAAUAUUAUUUCGUCAUUUUAGAACUAAAUUUUUGUCAUUCGCAUUAUUUUUAGUCACGUUUUUAGUGUUAACUAAACAAAAUAAAUACCGUCGAAACCAGUCGCGUCGAGAUAUUUGAACGCAUACAGAUAAAUAAACAAUCACUGUACUGUAUAUUUGAAAUGUAAGGUGUUUCACGUUAAAAAAAAUUGAAAAAAAAGUAUCGAAUAUGGAUUGGCGCGAAAAACUUUUCGGACGCGUACUCGUCAAAUGCGAUUCGCCGGGAACGAAAAACGGGAAAUUUGAAAACAUAGCGACUUUAGAGGCCUUAUCCGACUGUGUGGAGGAUGGGGAGGGUGCUGUGUGCGGUAUUUACUUCUCGUUUGCGAACAUUAGUGAUACUAGUGACGAUUUCGGAGUUCGUUUGGAGGAAGUGUACAAGAGAGUGUUCCCCAGGCUAAAAGUUGUGGAGGUGGUGCUGUGGGCUCACGUCGGGACCCCCGAAGGUCCGGUGGAGAGGGAGGCGGGCUUCCGUCGGAGUUUAACCGGAAAACCCUGGUUUGCUGUGCCUUUUCAUGAUGUGGAUACCAAGCGGCGUCUCACCCAAAAAUACAGUAUAGCAGUCGGCGUUCCAACUCUCGUGAUCAGGGGACGCGCGGUCAGGGAUGCUUUGCUCAGCGACCCUAAGGGAGAGAGGUUCCCAUGGCCAGCACCGCCACUCGACGAGGUGCUCAGGGGAGUGGAGCUGGAAGGUGAAAAGAAGAUCCUCUAUGAGCAGCUACCCCCUGAUGCCGUGAGGGUCUUUUACUUUGCUGCACACUGGUGCCCUCCGUGCCGGUCGUUCGCCCCGAGCCUCUGUGCCGCGUUAUCAGCGGUGCGCAAGAGACGAUCGAAGUACGCGAACACGCAGCUCAUACUGGUUUCCAGUGACAGAUCAGAACAAUCAUACGCUCGUACCGUAGCAUCGCUGUCCUCCGGUAACGCUUUAGCAAUACCUUGGUCAGCCAGCGAAGCGAGGCUCGCCCUACCGGCCGCCCUCGGCGUGGCGGGCAUUCCUGCUCUGGUCAUUACAGACGGUACGGGGAAAGUGCUCACUUCUAAUGGCAGACAGAGUCUAGCUGCGGAUCCUAUGGGUUUGAACUUCCCGUGGGCUCCGCGUCCUGUCUCCGUGUUGACAGAACAAGCACUGCUCAAGAUGGCGCGUCACCCCGCUGUUGUACUGUUCAUAGAUGACGAAGAUUCAGAAAUCGAAUUCUCCGAAUCGGUACUAACACCUUCCGCCGAAUCCUAUUAUGAAGAGUGUAGUAUCCAGUACCCGGGCUUUUGCCCCUACCAGAACUCUUCAGACGAUGAAACAAUGGACUUCGACUACAGCACCAAGCACUCAACCAAAAAGAAGAAAUCCUUUAAACACGUCUUGUUCUACAUUGGCAUCGAUGGAACGGACAGCGCUGAUAUGAUAAGAGAGCACAUAGGCUUGGACGAUGCGGUUCCACUCCUUACUGCCAUAGACUUCCCAAAACAACGCAUGGUCACCAUGAAAUAUGGGGAUGAGAUCACAACUGAUUCCGUACAGAAUUUUGUGGAUGCCUUUCUGAGUGGUAACGCUGAUUUUAAAACCUUGAAACCUUACAGUGAAAAGUGUUAAACGGUAAUAAUUACAACUAUUUCAAUUCUAGGAAAA